CUUGGCAAUAUUAAUCAAGGAUACCACAUCACUGCCGAUAGAGAUUUACAGGGUGCAGCCAUCGUGGGACGGUACAGGGGCCGACUUACUUUAAGUAUGCGGCAGCCAACCUUGCCGCAUUCAGCUUUCGGCCGCCAGUAAUCAAGAACGACACAACGACUAACCUUACUCAUCACCAAGAAAUGCAAACUGCUUCUACCCACUCAUCAGCAUUCACAACACAUAGAUACUCAUCUCAACUCUCAAUGCACACGAUGACAAGCUGGGGUCUUCCAUGACUCGCCCGCCGCAUCCCUGAUAUUGCUGCCAAGAUUCCCUGCCGCCACGGCCUGACCGCUAUCGCGUUUCGAUCGACACCAUCUUUCCCCUGGUGCUCAAACGACGCCCACAGAGCGGAUCCCCAUCUCCCGUUAGUCUAUUGACUGCCUUGUGUUCCAGUUCCACCCCAAUGCAUCAUGGCCGAUGAUGCAGAGCUCUCUUCGUCCUCAAAACAUCCACCACGCUCCCCCUCGCCCUCUGCGUUCCCUCGACCCACGCUGACACGCUUACCUUCGACCUCCGACCUCUCCAUACACUCGGGCGACGGUUUGUGGGCUCCUGAUGCAGCGGUAGCAUUGGCUGGUGUACACCCUCCUGAAAUCAGCAUGGAGCCCGAGCACUCGGGACAUAGGAGAAGGAAGAGUAGUUUGAUGAACUCGCUGGAUACGUCUACGAAGGCCAAGAUAAGGAGGAGUCCGCAGAGCCCAACGAAACGAAGAAACAGCACACCAGAAGAGCCGAAACUGGAGAGACCUUCGGAUGAAAGCACGAGUGAAGACGUGGAACUGGACGAGCUAUCAGACAAUGGCUUACAGGAUGAUGAGGAGACAGGUUUGACGGGGAAGGACAAGAGCAAGAGGAAACGAAGGCGGCGGCGGAAUACAUUGAUGGAUCAGAGAGUAGCCGCAGAAGUCAAAAUCACAGAAGAAGAGAGGAAAGAGGCAGACCAAUUCGUGAUGAGGAAUCUGCUGCUGAAUGGCACUCUGAUUGGGUUGUGGUACCUCUUUUCUUUGUCAAUAUCCAUUUAUAACAAAUGGAUGUUUGAUCCCGAGCACCUCAACUUCCACUUCCCAUUAUUUACGACUUGCUUUCACAUGAUCGUCCAAUUCUCCCUCUCCGCCCUCGUCCUCUUCUUCCUACCACAAUUUCGACCAAGAUACGAUUCCCUCACAAAUCCGAAUUAUACCCAUGUAUCUGAUGCGGAUCAGUUACAGCAUCAAGCGGACUCCAAAAAGCCUUUGAUGACACGAACCUUUUAUUUCACACGCAUUGGGCCUUGCGGUUUAGCUACGGGUUUGGAUAUCGGGCUUGGAAAUAUGAGUUUGAAGUUCAUUACCUUGACCUUUUACACAAUGUGCAAAUCCUCGUCACUAGCCUUCGUCCUCCUUUUCGCCUUCGUAUUCCAGCUCGAAAGUCCUUCCUGGCGAUUGGUAGCUAUUAUAACAACAAUGACUGCUGGUGUGAUAAUGAUGGUAGCUGGAGAAGUUGCAUUCAGUGCACUGGGCUUCGUUCUCGUCAUAUCUGCAGCAUUCUUCUCGGGUUUCCGCUGGGCCCUGACACAAAUCCUCCUUCUCCGAAACCCAGCGACCGCGAAUCCUUUCUCCUCGAUAUUCUACCUCGCUCCUAUCAUGUUCGUGGCUCUGUUCUUGAUUGCCAUUCCCGUCGAAGGGUUUCCAGCACUAUUCGAAGGCAUCAAGAUUCUUAUCGAACACAAAGGUCCAAUUCUUGGUCCACUCUUACUUCUUUUUCCUGGUACCAUUGCUUUCUGUAUGACAGCAUCGGAGUUUGCCCUAUUGAAGCGCACGUCUGUUGUCACGCUUUCGAUUGCCGGCAUCUUCAAAGAAGUGGUUACAAUAUCAGCUGCUGGCAUCGUUUUCGGUGACAACCUGACACCAAUCAACAUCUCCGGCCUUGUCGUCACCAUCGGUGCAAUUGCGGCCUAUAAUUACAUUAAGAUCACAAAGAUGAGAGCCGAGGCUCAGAAGGAAGCUCAUCAGAAUCACAUGGGUGCUCGAGAUGAUGCUUCUGAUGGAGAUGACGAGGAGUCCGAAGAAGAGGACUGGAAUACGGUUGAGGGAACGUAUGUGACCAUGGAUGGAGACAUUCUGCCGAACCCGGAAGCGUUCAAGAUCAAGACCCCGAAGAAAGGAGAGAAUCCCAGACCCCAAACGAAUGGACAUGCAACCGCGAGUGUUGAACCUAGUAGAGCGGAGAUUGCUGCAUUGGCAGCUAGCAAGAAAGAGCUUAGUGAUUGAGAAAGAGGAUCACCACCAAGAAGUAAUUGUAAAUGUACGAGCAAAUGGUGUAGAUCUGGCACAUGGGCAUCAUUGGGUCAUUGUGGGAGUUAUACCCUGGCGUUUGAAUGUGUAGAGUCUUGGGGGGACUUGGAUAGUGGAUAUAUACCAGAGGAUUGAAUGGAUAUUCAAGCUUACUGCCAUUGAACGGCAGAAUU
Mollisia scopiformis is the source of this 2491-nucleotide messenger RNA. RefSeq names its product TPT-domain-containing protein. NCBI's taxonomy places the organism in Eukaryota, Fungi, Ascomycota, Leotiomycetes, Helotiales, Mollisiaceae. Gene Ontology annotation, molecular function: antiporter activity. The transcript is spliced from 3 exons. The record is from RefSeq and is a predicted model, not a curated record. Gene Ontology annotation, cellular component: Golgi apparatus; endoplasmic reticulum-Golgi intermediate compartment; cis-Golgi network. Gene Ontology annotation, biological process: UDP-glucose transmembrane transport. Bases 456 to 2294 code for a protein of 612 amino acids.